AUGGCGUGGCCAACGGCAGAACAGAGAGCCGCCACCAAAAAGGGAGCAGCCAAGAAACCCGCAACAAAACCCACCGUCUCCAAAACCAGCGUGGCGAAAGUAGUCAAACUACCCAAAGAAACCACCAAGAAGAGAAAAAACUCCAAGAUCCUACCCCUGAAAACCACAGUCGCAGAAGGAAAACCCACCUACCGCGGCGAAGCAACUCUCGGAAGCAAAAAGGUCCGCAGCUCACCUACUUCCCAGCGAAUUAGUAUCGAUGGCCUGUCCUAUGUCUUGGUUYCCGAACACGAGCACAACCCAGUGGAUACGGCGAAACGCGAUGCUUUGAUUGUGCGACUCCGCGAACUGMGGAAUGAGUUGUUUGAGGAUGGGAAUUGUGAUUUCACUCUCGCAGGGAAACAGAUUGGGAUUGCGAUUGCGUUGUUGAGGGAUGGUGGCGGGGAGGACGAAGAAGAUGCCUCAGAUGGUGAUCGCUUCGGCGGCGCGGACAAUGGCCAGUCGGACUGGGUGACCUUAUGUGAAUUGAUAACUUCAGACAGCUGUCACUGA
This is a messenger RNA of Ramularia collo-cygni, 552 nucleotides long. RefSeq lists its product as uncharacterized. The record is from RefSeq and is a predicted model, not a curated record. Lineage: Eukaryota; Fungi; Ascomycota; Dothideomycetes; Mycosphaerellales; Mycosphaerellaceae. The transcript has a single exon. Bases 1 to 552 code for a protein of 183 amino acids.